CAGGCCAUAAAAUUAAUUUAAAAAGUGCUAUCUGACAGUUAAGUGACAUUGACAAUCAGCUGAUCCUUUUUCCUAUGUGCAAUUUCGCGUUAGAUGUAGCAAAUUCUCGAAACCUCUGUCCUUCUUUUAUAUGUGCAACUUAUAUCGUUUUAUCCUUUUUUAUCGACAUCGCACCAGGAAUUCGUCAAUUUACGUCACGGAAUCAUGAUCGCCACGUCUAUCGGCUAUUGGUUUCAGACGUUCAGUUCAGUUUGAUAUCUCGCGUAGAGUUAUCUGAACGGCUAUGAUAAGUUAAAAUAAUCUGGCGGUGUUUAUAUUAUAAUCACAGCAAUGACAAAUCUACUGACAUAGUUUACUUUGCGAUAUAUUUUAUGUGAUUGAAGGUCUUUACAUAAUUGCAAACUUACAAACACGUGAUGAUGCAAUAAAAGUUUGACCACAGAAAUCAAGUUCAAAGUGCUAAAACAAUUGGCGUUGAAUCGAUUUCUAUAGCAAAGCAAUUCGUGCGUCAUUCACUGUAAAGCUAGGUUAAUUGAGCAGGACCCAAUUUUAUUGUAAGAAAAUAUUGUGAUGUACUGUGAAGUGAUUUAAAUGGUGGUACGUGCUGGACGGUGUAGGACCCACAAGAGAUUUGGUGACCAAGCCUACCAUGACUGAUAUCAGUUCUACCAGGUAGCGUAACACACUAAGUACCUAUACUCUGCGCUCUUCCGUUGCUUGCUGUGCCCUCACGGUCUCACUGUCCUGACACCCACCCUUCAUUACAGUCACUUGUUGAACGAGGACCGAGAGCGCAUCCCUUGCCUGAGUUCAGACAGCGACCGCACGAUGUGGGGAACACAACGCCGCGUCCUACUGGACGUGCUGCUGGCCUGCUGGGGCGUGGGCACGUGGCUCGGCGUCAACGGUCUCUACGUGCAGCUGCCGCUGCUCGUCGAGCGCCUGCCCGAGGGCUGGGCUCUGCCGUCCUCCAUGGUCCUGGCUAUACAACUUGCCAACUUGGGAUUAGUGGCUUAUGCAAUAAUGCGCCGUUUCCGACCGAACGCUUCCGACUCGCCCUACAUCUACGGAUUACUAGUUGUGGGAACCCUCGCCCUCGCGCUCAAUGCCUUCCUUUACGAUCAAACAGUCGGGAACCGCUCCGUCGCAUUCCUCCUCUUAACCUUCUUCGCGGCGCUCGUGGGAUGUACGAGCUCCGUUUUAUUCUAUCCGUAUUUGAGGCACUUCCGAGACGUGUAUCUCGCGACGUAUUUAGUCGGCGAAGGCCUGAGCGGAUUCAUCCCGGCUAUCUUAGCUCUCAUUCAGGGAGUCGGCGGCGACCCCACGUGCGUACUCAACGAUGAGGGCACAGAGAUGUAUCCGAUUUACUCACCGCCGCGGUUCGACUCAACCGUUUUUCUAAUGCUGCUGGCGGGCUUGUCGGCGAUGAGUUUGGCCAGCUUCGUGAUAGUAGAUCUAUACAAAGGAUUCGCAUCGGAGCGCGUAGAACCCGCCGCGGCCGAGAAGGACGACGAAGCGACAUCGGAGCCGGUGGCGCUUCACCGAGGAAGUUGGCUUUCCGUGUUGGUUUUGAUGGGAGUUCUGAACGCGCUCUCAAACGGGGUGCUGCCGUCCGUGCAGUCGUACUCGUGCAUUCCGUACGGGAACCUGGCGUACCACCUGUCGGUGACGCUGGGCUCGAUGGCGAACCCGGCGGCGUGCCUGGCGGGCGUGUGGCUGGCGCCGCUGCCGAGCCGCGUGCUGGCGGGGGUGCUGACGGCGGCGGCGGUGCCGCUCGCCUACAUCAUGGCCACGGCGCUCAUGAGCCCCGAGCCGCCGCUCUAUCAAAAUGUCGGCGGAGCCGUUUUAAUAAUCGCGUCAUGGACGGUGGUGAGCGCCAUAAUCUCGUACGCGCGCAUGUGGGUAUACGGCUGGGCGCGGCGCGGCGGCGCGCGCGGCAUGCGCGCCACGGGCGUGGCCACGCAGGUGGGCUCCUCGCUCGGCUCCGUGGUCCUCUACUUCAUCGUCAACUACACGGCCGUGUUCACGCAGCCGCCGGCCUGCCCGCCCGUCAGCUAGUACCGCUAGGUAGCUUGCGUUGAUGGUGCUUGAUUUGUAUUUGUGCAAUACGUCCCAGAUUGUCGCUUGCCUUGCAAGCACGUUGAUAUAAUUCCAAAGUCUCAAGGGGAUUGGUCAUAUAGAAUCAAAAUAUAAUU
Messenger RNA from Leguminivora glycinivorella, 2195 nucleotides. RefSeq names its product solute carrier family 52, riboflavin transporter, member 3. Gene Ontology annotation, biological process: riboflavin transport. The record is from RefSeq and is a predicted model, not a curated record. Gene Ontology annotation, cellular component: plasma membrane. Gene Ontology annotation, molecular function: riboflavin transmembrane transporter activity. The transcript has 4 exons. NCBI's taxonomy places the organism in Eukaryota, Metazoa, Arthropoda, Insecta, Lepidoptera, Tortricidae. Bases 829 to 2058 code for a protein of 409 amino acids.